GUAAUGUUAUUGUAUGCAUAUGUCUUGUAAUUCAGUUGCGUGAAAAGCAUUCAUUUCAGGUGGAUCCCCACUAUUUGUCAAAAGUUUUAAUUAUCCAUCAGCAUUACGUCUUGUGUUCGUUGUUUUUACAAGAAAGCUUUAACAAGGAAGGCAACUGUUUACUGGCUGUCGUCAUUGAAAUCAAUUAAAUAAAGGAGAGAGAGAGAGAGCGAGAGAGAAAGAGAGGCAGUCGAAGUAGAUUGGACUCGAUGUAUAUAUAUUUUAAUAGUCUCUUACUCUCUCUCUUUCCCUCUCUUUGUUAACGUCAGCAGAGAGAAAUUAGUUUCUAUUUCUAGUUACUCAAGUAAUAUGAAAUGCACUAGAAAGCCUUUCCCGAGAAUUGAACUCUAUUUUAGAUCUGAGAGCAGCAGGCAAAGAGCGCGAUAAGCAUUGCAGGUGCUCCUUUCUCGCAAGAUGGCUGCUCCUAACAACGAGAAGAGGAGAAACGCAGCGAUGGAACCGUCUUCUAACCCGACCACAUUACCACCACCACGAAUCGAAGUGUGUGGACCGCCACCCAACAACCAAAUAUUACUGUCAGAACCACAAGAUCAACAACAGGAAGAAAUGUGCCAAACAGACCAUCUUAACAAACAACUGUUGGAAGCUUUCCUUAAAAGAAUAAACGAUUCGUCGCGGUUUCGAUCCGAGAGCGGCGACCCGGCGUUAAGCGAUGACUCCGGGGACCCCCUUACUUCAAGCAACGGAUCUAACACAAACACUGCUACCGACACAUUCUGAUAUUUUUAUUACUUUUAUUAUUAUUAUUAUUACUACUACUAUUAUUAUUAUUGUUGUUGUUGUUGUGUGCGAAAGAAAGAUGUGAUAUUUUAUUAUCAAUGUUAAUUACAUUAAUUGUUUGUUUCCCCCCACACACACUUAAGGAUGCAUUCAUCGUUAACCUUUCUCCCAAUUAAUCUCACACCAUGUUACUUUAGUUAUCUUCUUGCUUAGGUGAACUCUAGUUUAUCUUCAUUAAUUUGCUUUACAUACAUUCGUCUUUACAGACAACAAAAGGGAGAAAAAAAAGAAUAUUUCUUUUAACGAAAGAAAGAAUGAAUGGGGGAAAUCGGUACAGAAUCACAUCCAGACACAUCUAACGUUUAAACUGUUGCUGAAACACAUCGGAUCUCUGUUAAAUGUUUAAUACAUUUUUAUAUCUUAAAUAGUGAUGCAUUGACGGAAAUAGUUUAACAUUCUACAUUUUUUUCACAGAUCUUUAUAUUAUUGUUGUUGACGUUGUUUUAUUAAAGAUUGUUAACAUAUGAAGUGGGGAGGGUUGUUUUUGAAAACUAAUUAAUCUGUUAUACCCGCCUCAUUAAUAAAAUCUUCGAGAGGGAGAAAAAAAAAGUGUAUAACACAUACAUUCGUAUAUAAUACUGUGUGUAUAUAUAUAUAUCUAUAUAGUGGGCAGAUUCUACUUUCAUAAUUCUAAGUCUUCUUGUUUGUCUCAUGUUUGUUUGUUUGUGAGGUUUGUUACCAGAAACACAUCUUCUCUCUCAUCUUCACGUUCAUAAACAUUUCCCUGGACCUAAAAAGAAACAAUCAUCCGUCGAUCUACCAUCAAGGAAUGUCAAAACAACUUCACAAGAAUCUUAAACUGCGAGUUCUUUCUUCUCAUCCCAAUCAUUUAAAAUCAUUUUCUGUAAUAUAACAGGACAAGAUCACACAGAAAGAAAACCAAAAUAUAAACCCACAUCCGAUUUAUACAGAAGAAACAUAAUUACAUAAACCAUUCAUAGAAAUAAAAUCUAACUUUAACUACACUCAAAAUUCUCGAAAACCAAAACAUUGACAAGGCAUUUUUACAUUAAAAGAUCUCGACAUUUUCCCUUCCACUUUGUGUUUUCUGUGAAUAUCGGACGAAAUAUUUGUAUUAAUUGCCAUCAAUGAAGUCCGAUAUCUUUUAAAUUUCUGAUGUUUCAUUCCUCUCACCUAUUAUAUAUAUAUAUAUUUUAUUUAUACAUCAAAAGUUUUUCACUUGAAAAUAAUUAAAGCCAUUUAUUCACAGUUAAUUUCCCUUCCCUCGUUUAUCUCUCUCUCUUUCCUUCUCUCUGUUCUACCAUACACAACACCACCAAUAAGUCCGUGGAGCCUUAAUUACUGGCGGCUAUUUAUUAUACAACAGACGGAGCUAUGAUAAUAUGUUUGUGUGUAUAUAUAAUUCACUUUGAAUCAACGCUUAUGUACGUGGCAAAUACUUCGCUUCAUUAAAGGAACUUUCUAGAAGAUUCUUCAGAAAAGUCAUGAACAGAAAAAAUAUUUUGUCAGUUGGUAUCAGUGGGGCUACAAACAGUGGGAAGUCUUCUUUGACAAAGAAACUUGCAGAAUAUUUUCCUAAUUCAACCAGUUUCUGUCAAGAUGAUUACUUUAGAAAAGUCGGUUCUAAAAACCUGGAGCUAAUUCCAGAACUGGACUGUUACAACUGGGAUGUCCUUUCAGCUCUUGAUACUGAUAAAAUGGUCACUGAUAUCAACCAACAAGCUUCUUCAUUAGCACAGACAGACAAAACAGUGCACCUCCUUCUGGUUGAUGGAUUCCUUAUAUUUAACCAUAGACCCCUGAGUGAAAUGUUUGACAGGAAAUAUUUCCUCACUGUCUCAAAAGAUGUCUGUAUAGAAAGACGAAGCAAUCGUGUUUAUGACCCUCCUGACUGUGACGGAUACUUUGAAAAAAUAGCAUGGCCCUAUUAUCUUAAAAACUUGGAAGCGAUUUCAGAUCAAAAAGAUAUUGUUUACCACGACAGUGAUUCUAAUUUCUUACAAAUAUUUGAAACAAUUAAAGACGACAUCGCUAAUUUACUAAACACAAAAGAAAGAGAUCUUUGUUGACACCUCACCAUCAUAAGAAACAUAUUUAAAGUUCUCUAGAUUUUUUUUUGUCCUAAUUUUUCAAAAAUUUUAGUUUUUUAAACUGAAUAAUUUCUAUCUUUUUUUUUUGCAGUUUAUCCAGUUUUUGUAAUUAAAAUCUUUCAUACAAACUUCA
Messenger RNA from Octopus sinensis (East Asian common octopus), 3024 nucleotides. Its product is annotated as nicotinamide riboside kinase 1-like. The coding region runs from base 2286 to 2870 and encodes 194 amino acids. Gene Ontology annotation, cellular component: cytoplasm. Lineage: Eukaryota; Metazoa; Mollusca; Cephalopoda; Octopoda; Octopodidae. The transcript has 9 exons. The record is from RefSeq and is a predicted model, not a curated record.